CGCAGCACUCCAGGAAACGUAGGGACGAAAGAGAAAGUGUUUCUGGGGUUUAACUUUGACAGGAGAUAGAAAUCCUCCUCGUAUGAGUCGAUAGUAAAAAGAGAAGUUAUUUUCCAACAGUCUGCAGGAAUGUCUGGAAAGUGUGACUCUAUCAGCUGAAGUGCAGCUGGUAACAGUGUGGAGGUGGACUGAUCGAGUCUCCAAAAAGAGAAGAAAAAUGAAUUACUAUGACAAUGAUCUACAGGUGUUCGCUCCUCCAGCAGCAAAUAAAAAGUACCAUGGCCUGUUAAACCAAGGAGCAACGUGUUACUUGAACAGUGUACUGCAGGUGCUGUUCAUGACCGAAGACUUCAGAGAGGCUGUGGAAAGGUUCACCUGUGGCUCUGAUCUCAUUGAUCAUCAUCUUCAAGCCCUGUUUGAAGACUUGAAGAAAAGAACAACAUACACUUAUAACAUCACAAAGAAACUGGGCAUCGACAGAGUGAAUGAACAGCGAGAUGCUGCUGAGUACUAUGAGAAGAUUUUAACUCAGACCAGUCAUGAAGCAUCAAAGAUCUUCCACGGACAGUUGACACAUGUGACCAUAUGUUCCACAUGUCGUGCAGAGAAAAACAGAGAUGGGCUGUUUUGGCAUCUUCCUCUUGAGUUGGUGGAUUCCUACAGUGAAGACUACAGCGUGGUGGAUGGGACCGAGGAGUAUUUCAGAGAUUUGAAUUUCAGCGAAGAAAACCAGAUGUACUGUGACCAGUGUGAUGCCAAAUCUGAUGCUACUGUGAAAUGUGUGAUGAAGCAUCAUCCAGAGGUUUUGACGCUGCUGCUGAAGAGGUUUCAGUUUGACUACUACUACAUGUCAUAUGUCAAAAACCCCCGUGUUGUGGAUGUUCCCUCCACCCUACACAUCCCAGAGAAUCAGACGUAUGAACUGUAUGCAGUGGUUGAGCAUUUUGGUGGUCUCAGAAGUGGACAUUACACUGCAAAGAUCAAGUCCCAGGAGGAUGGGAGAUGGUACAACUUUGAUGAUAGCAAUGUCACACUGCUUGAUUAUCAGCCAUCACAGGAGGAUCACAGUGAGAAAUCCUACAGCGCUUAUCUUCUUUUUUACAGAAAAAAGAAAAUCCACUCUGCAGAUACUUGUUCUCAAGGUGACCGGGAGGUGUCAACCAGUGGAGGUGUCCCACCUGUUACCAGUGUCAUCUAUGACCAUGGUCAAGAUGCUGAACAGUUUAGAAAGAGAGAGGAAGAUGAGAAGACAGAGGAGAAAGUGGGUAAUGACCCUGUAGAGCCUGUUUCCAACGACAGAAAUGAACAAACAGGAAUUAGAGACAUGGUCACUGUUGGGUCUGUAGAUGAUGUCAGGCAGAGAGAAUCACACAAUCCUCAAGAGAAUGAUGAGGAAAGCAGAGACUAUGGUGAUUAUCCUCCAGAUGCUCACACUGAAAAGGGAGAGCUGUACACUACAGAAACUCAGCCUAGAGAGAGAGUUGAUGAACAGGGCCAUGACAAUGUAGGAACAGAUUAUAGUAGAGAGAGUGAACCAGAUUUUAAACCUGAAGUCAGAGACAGGCAUGCAAGAUAUAAUCAACUUAACACACAGGAUGAGAUGAACAGUGUACAGAGGAGAGUAACUGAUGUAAAGACAGACAUGGAUAGAAAGACUGAAAGUGAUAAACAGUCAGAAAAUACAGAUAAAUCCUUGACAGAAUACCUAAACAGGUAUGAAAAGCAUCAGGGCAGUGAAGGAUUAGAUGAUGUUAAUGAAAAGCAGGAAGUUGAACAAGAUUAUAACUGUCAGGAUGUUAACGUGGAUGAAAAGGGAGACGUGGAGAAGAGGGAAAUAGAUGUUAAAGAUGUAGUGGAAGGAAAGACUGGACCCGAUGGACCAACAUCAGAGAGCAGAUGCCUCUUAACAAAAUAUGACCUCUGCUUUCCCAAGUCUAGUAAACACAACAUGUCAGAAGAAAACCAGAGGUGUAAACACAAAAAUGUGCCUGAUAUAAUGGACAAAAAUGGAGAUGAUGAGAAGAUAGAAAAAGAUGUUAAAGGUGACAAGGCAGGAAAGACUGCAGCUAAUAGACUGACAUCAGGGGGAAGAAAGCUCCUGACAAAAUAUGACCUCUGCCAUCUAAGGCUUCAGAACAAUGGAGGAGUUGGUGACAGUAAACAGAACAGGCCAGAGGAUGAUCAGGGAUGUAACCAGGGAGGCAGUAGCAGAAAUGAAAGACAUGAGCAACAGGGAGAGGAGAUGAGGGGUGUUAAGGGAAAGGAGGAACAAAAUAGAAGACAUGAAUAUGCACAAAGAACAGGAACAUUCACAACAGAACCUCAGCCAAGAGAAGGUGUAGAGGAUCAGGACAAGAGAGGAUCAGAUGAUGAUGGACAGAGCAGACCAGAGCAGAAUAUCAGUGUUCAACACACAAUGCUUACAGAUGUCGAUGUGGAGGAACAAGCCAAAGGUCAAGAGAAUAAAGAGGAUGAACAAACUGACAACAAAGAGGGCUGCUCUCAAACAGGACUGGAAAAAAUGGAAAAAUUUACAAAGAACCAGGAAGUUGAAAAGACGACACUGGGGAAUUCUAAUCCAAAUGAAACAACUGGUAUAAGUGGGCCAAAGCACAAAACAAUAUAUGUGAAGAUAACUGAGGUAGUAGAAACACCUAGUGGUAUUCAAAGCAGCAGUCAGAUGACGACCACAAUAAUUAAAACCAUUGAUGGAAUCUCACAAUACAGCAUUAAGAGUCAGGUAAACAAUGAGGGGAUUGCUGAAAGAAAAUCAGAUCCAGAAACAGAUGCACAUGAUGCUUUGUCUGAUAAUUUUAGCAGUUUAAAUAUGAAUGAGUCACUUUUAUCAAAACCACAAAACAGAAACAAAAGAGUCAUCGAAGAGGAGAAUGAUCCAAACAAUAUAAUCUGUUCACGUGCCAAAAAAAUACAAAAAAUGUCUGAUUCACAAACACAAGCUGCAGGAAUAAAACGUGCAGUGAAAGAAAAAAUGUGCUCACAGGAGGAGAGGAUGGUGUUAUGUGACAGAAAGAAAAAAAGAACCAGACCAAAAAAACAGAAUAAGACGGAUGUUUGUUUUUCAUUUUUUGGGAAAAGCCAGAAAAAUGCAGACCAAGCCUCAAAGGCAGAUUAAGGAUCAUAUAAAUCACUAUUUUAAAAGAAUGCAUUGUGGUCAUUGUGGUGAUCCACAAGAUUGUACCUCUAGUUUUUAAUUGUUGCUUGUCAGUACUUAACAAUAUUGCACUGAUCAGGGAUCUGGUAGUUAUCCAGCAGUAUGGACAGGCUGUAGGCUGCAUCUAUAUUUAUUAUUGAGUGUGUGUUGGUAGCUCUCUCCUCUGUUUAACAGACCUUUGCUGGUUUUUGCUGAUGUAAAAUGCAUCACUUCCUGUUUACCACAGGAUUGUUUGUGUGUAAAGAACAGCCAAUGUAAAAGGUUUAAUUAGUAAAUUAUCAGUAACAGAAAUAACUGAAUGAUCAAUGAUGAUUUCUUUGUCUUUAGUUGCUCUUCUUAGUUUCAGUAUUUACUGAAUGUAAUGUGUAGUUUGGUUUCAGACAAAAGAUUGUGUGUGGAAACUCAAAUGUAAAUCUUUGUGAUAUUUUAUUUGAACGUUUGAUGUGCUGUCUUUUGGUCUCAGUGUUGUUUACGAGCAAAAGACAGUUUUAAACAAAACUGCCACAAAGAUCCUAAAGAUUUUCUUUUCUUUUAACGCAGACCUUUGUGUUGUGAUUCACCUCUGUGUCACUUAAGAGAUUCUGACACUGAUAUGAAUAAAUAAAAAUAUGUCCGCAUUGAUGAACCUGA
Messenger RNA from Lates calcarifer (barramundi perch), 3802 nucleotides. RefSeq lists its product as uncharacterized. The coding region runs from base 218 to 3133 and encodes 971 amino acids. Gene Ontology annotation, biological process: protein deubiquitination. Lineage: Eukaryota; Metazoa; Chordata; Actinopteri; Centropomidae. Gene Ontology annotation, cellular component: nucleus; cytosol. Gene Ontology annotation, molecular function: cysteine-type deubiquitinase activity; cysteine-type endopeptidase activity. The record is from RefSeq and is a predicted model, not a curated record. The transcript is spliced from 12 exons.